Molecule: messenger RNA, 1609 nt
Organism: Xyrauchen texanus (razorback sucker)
Lineage: Eukaryota; Metazoa; Chordata; Actinopteri; Cypriniformes; Catostomidae
Gene: arl6ip4
Product: ADP-ribosylation factor-like 6 interacting protein 4
Exons: 6
Coding region: 133-828 (231 amino acids)
Source: RefSeq, a predicted model, not a curated record
AAGAAGAAGAAGAAGAAGAAGAAGAAGAAGAAGAGCUAAGAAAAGCGGUCCACAAAAGAAGUUCAUGGCGGAACGAAGAGCGAAGUAAGGCAGUCCUAAAUAGAAAUUAAGCACGCAAGACGAUUUUCACUAAUGGGUCGGAGCGAGUCUGGUAGCAGCUGUCAUAGGCCUAAGAGCCGACACAAAGAAGAUAGAAAAUCCAGAUCCUUGUCAUCUUCAAGCAUUGGCAGACAAAGUCCAAAUCCACAAAAGAAACCUGAACGGACCUCUGAGAAGAAGACAAAAAGGAGAAGGAGUCCUUCAACCUCUUCAUCAUCUUCAAGCUCCUCCAUCUCAUCCAAUGAAAAAGAAGCCAAGAAGAAGAAGAAGAAACACAGAGAAGCCAAAAAGAAAAUGAAGCAUAAGAAGAAAAAGGAGAAAAGGGAAAAGAAGUUGCAAAAAAAGUUUGCAGAGAAAGCUGUAAGAGAGGAAGUGGCAGCUUCUGUUCAGACUCCUGUUUCAGUUGGUCCCCAAAAAUUCUUGCAGACCUGGCAGAGUGAAGAGUCUAAAGAACACGGCCCUGUCAUGACUGAUGAACAGAUGGCCAGACUUCACACCAAGAGACCAAUGACAAAGGAGGAAUAUGAGGCCAGGCAAAGUGUCAUUCGUCGGGUCUACGACUCUGAGACAGGCCGUACCAGGCUUAUUCGAGGAGAUGGAGAAAUUUUAGAAGAGAUUGUCAGCCAGGAAAGACACAAAGAAAUCAACAAGGUGCAGUGCAUGACUUCAAUUCAAGCAACUAAAGGAGAUGGUGAUGCCUUCCAGAAGAGAUUAGGGAUCAGCAGGUAGCGAGACUGAAACCAAUUUUAAAACCAAUUUGAAUGAUCCUGUAGAUCUUAAGACUGACUGUGAAAAUCUUUUAAGUAUCCACCUCCUGCAUUUUACCAGAAUUCAGCAAUUUCCUAUUCAGAUACUCUUGUUUCUGUGUUGUUCUUCUGACGAAAGGUCAUUCUUACAGUCGGUCUUUUCUUGGCCAGUUAUAACUAAAUGUAAUAGAAAUGUGAUUCUAUUGUGACAUCAGUUCAAACUUCAUGUAAUGCAUAUUUAAUGAUAUGCGUAGUAACACUUACGUUUUGAUGUUACUUUUUCAUUAAAAUUGACAUUUGGAAACAUGGUUGUAUAUAAGAUGGCAUACAAAAAAGAAAAUGACAUAUUUGUGUCUUUAUUUCAAAUGUCAUUGUCUGCCAGUGCUGAAAAUUCUUGUGUCUUUACAUAAUUAAAAGGAUAUGUUAGGCAAUAGCUUCUAAUACAGGUUAGUACGGGCUAAAAGGGGUUAACUAUUAACGGUUGAAAUAAUACUUUAUUAACAGAGGUAGAUUGGAUUUUAUUUAGAAACAAAGUUAUUUGCCAUUAUUGUAAGAUGUAACUCAUUGUCAUUGAAGCUCAGCAUGUCUGCAAUAUCACCUAUGAGCUAAACACAAAGUUGAUGGUGUUAAAAUUGAGAAGACUACCGGUAUCAAAGGACUGCUGUACCAAUUAAUGUUUUACACUUUUUGUUUCUUUCUUUAAAAAAAUAAAUAAAAUGCAUUAAAAAUGGAUACAUCACAUUUUGAAAGGAAAAUAUAUUUAA